AAAUUCACCUUGGCAAUGUUUUCAAAAUGGCUUCAUCGGCUGACGACGACGGAUCGAAGCAGAACCGAUUAAAUGAAGAAAUAAAGCCUGAACCUACUUUAUUGGCAGGAACUAAUGAGGAGGACACGCAGAUUAAGAACCAGCGAAAUAAUAGACUGUCUAAUUUAAAAGGAGCCGCAUUCUUUACCACUUUGACAACGACUUCUCUUUUGUUUGGCUUUGGAACAACGGUGGCCAUGGCUAAAAAGAAAGACCCUGCUAUGUUUGCUAAGACAUUGAUACCCAGUCGAGAAUACCCGGUUACUGGACAUGCGUUUGCCGCUCGUGCACUGGCAUGGGGGACAUUAUAUUCAAUCUCUGGUGUCUCUCUUCUAUCGUUUGCAGUGUGGAAAAUGCUUGGGGUUCAUAAUUUGGUUGAAUUCCGAGAAAAAAUUCAAAGCCUGAUGCCAAAAGUUUCAAAAAAACAACCCCAAGAAGGUCGAACAGAAUUCAAAAAUCUAACAGAUUUGAUGCAGUAUAUAAUAGACAUUGAUGCUGAGGAGAAGAAAAAGAAAUUAGCCAAAACCAAUUCUAAUGUCUCAGGAAGCUGAUUACGACAAGAAUGGUGAUUUAGACAUCUUUAACCAGAAAAUUACAAGAUUACAAGGAAAUCUAAAAAUGGCCAUCACCCCACAGCAACACAGCUGGUGUGUACUGGAAUUCGCAAGAUCAGUGUUGUGGCCAUGCAAUGUGCUUUCAGACUCAAAUGUCAUACAAUUCCACCUACACCCAUUCCAUUCGGAAAUGGUACAAUGAUUUUAGUCAGAAAGGGUGUAUCUGUGAUCAGAGAAAGGGACAUUCUGGCCGACCAUCAAUCUCAGAAGACGUUAUUGAUCAAGUUAGAAGAAAAUUUGUGCACAGCCCCAAAAAGUCAAUAUGAAAAGCUAGUUGAGAGUUACACCUCCCCAAGGGCACAGUUUGCAAGAUCCCACACAAACACCUAAAGUUUCACUCGUACAAGCUGCACUUAGUCCAAAACUCCACUCGAAAGAUAAUGGAAUGCAAUUUGAAUUUUGUGAGAAUAUCCAUCAAUUAAUGGAAGAUAAUGAUAACCUUCUGUGAUGAGGUGUUAUUUCACAUGACCAGCAAAGUCAACAGGCAUAACGUGCGGAUAUGGAGGGCUUGAAUAUCCCCAUGCUACCCAGGAAAUUGAGUGAGACUCACUAAGAGUUAAUAUGUUUUGUGCCGUAUCAGAGAGGACAGUGUAUGGCCUUCUUCUUUUAAUGAGGAACUGUUACUGGUCAAAGUUACGUGGAGAUGCUG
Molecule: messenger RNA, 1302 nt
Organism: Octopus sinensis (East Asian common octopus)
Lineage: Eukaryota; Metazoa; Mollusca; Cephalopoda; Octopoda; Octopodidae
Product: transmembrane protein 242-like
Exons: 5
Coding region: 27-590 (187 amino acids)
Source: RefSeq, a predicted model, not a curated record